Messenger RNA from Sparassis crispa, 1668 nucleotides. RefSeq lists its product with no specific name. Gene Ontology annotation, biological process: regulation of transcription by RNA polymerase II. Gene Ontology annotation, molecular function: DNA-binding transcription factor activity, RNA polymerase II-specific; RNA polymerase II cis-regulatory region sequence-specific DNA binding. The coding region runs from base 1 to 1668 and encodes 555 amino acids. Gene Ontology annotation, cellular component: nucleus. Lineage: Eukaryota; Fungi; Basidiomycota; Agaricomycetes; Polyporales; Sparassidaceae. The transcript is spliced from 4 exons. The record is from RefSeq and is a predicted model, not a curated record.
AUGUCUGCGAUGCUCGCCAACGACGUUGUCCUCGACGAGGCCAACGAUGAUGAUGGCAUGCCCCCUCUCGUAGACAACCCCUACCCCGCUAUGACCUUCACUUUUGCCACAGACAUGACGCCUAUCACCUACAGUACCGACGCGACCAGUCCCGAGCUUCCCCCCGAAGCCGCAGGCGCAGAGUUGGCCGUUUACUCCCCGCCCAGCUCCCCCGCACUCGGUCCCUCCCGGCCUUCGCACGCUAAGAAGCGAGAGGCGUCAUACAUACCUCGUUCGCCGAACGCGUUUAUUCUCUUCAGAUCCUCCUUCAUCCGGGAACGGCACAUCCCCGAGAAGAUCGAGGGAAACCACAGCGCUCUGUCCAAGAUCAUUGGUAAAUGCUGGAAGGCGCUGCCCCGCAAAGAGAGGGAGGUCUGGGAAGCCAAGGCGAUUGUCGCACAAGCCGAACACCGCCAAAGGUACCCUGACUGGCGGUUCCGACCUGCUGCAAACGCGCUUGCCAAGGUCAAGGAUGGUCCCAAGCGAAGGAGUAAUAAGAAAGGAAGAGGGGAGUCAGAGAAAGAACAACGAAAUCGCGAGAAAAGGUGCGCCAAGAUUGCGGACUUGCUGGUUGCGGGGAAGAAGGGUUUAGACUUGGAGGCUGCAAUCAAGGAGUACGACUGCAAUGCUGGAGGAGGGGUUAAGGUGAAAGAAGAGGCGAACGCUGUCGUGACGAUGGAAAUUGCAGCCGAGGAGAAGGUCACUAAGAUUUCUGCAGGUGUUCAGUCUCAGGUGCGCUUCGCGACUGAGCAGGGUCCAAUUCAAGAUGCAGACUUCUGUCAGGACUCGGGCAGUCUCACAGCGCCCUGUCUGACUUCAUUUGAUGCGAAUUUCAAAGUCCCGCUCACCGCCAUGUUCAAGCGGUCCUCGUCUGCUCCCGCCUCACACACCCGCAAUUCUAGCGGAUAUUUUGCGAAGGGAAACUCUACUUUCGCCGAGCGGCGCUACUCCGUUGAUUCAGUCCGCCCUGCAAUGAUGUACCCGCCGUUCUUCGACCACCUCACUGAACACGAGGGAAAGCCACGUGUUGGAAGUGUCGUCAAGUUGGCUCACGAUAGCGGCGAGGCAGUGGCUACAGACUGCAUGUCUACCACGCAGCAGUCGCUUCAAAGCUUUGUUAAAUCCGGCAAGACACAGCAAGUCGGAGACACAGCUCUCUCGUGGAACAACGCAUACCCUUUGAGUCCCAUCUCAACCGAUUGUUACAGUCCGAGUCUGCCUGCGUUUGAGCCCGACCUGGAAGGCGCAAGCCCUCUGCAGUCCCCGCUUUCUGUUGCACUCAGUUUCGUCCCCGAAGGCGGUAUUCCUGGUUAUCUUCCUGUAUGCGACGGCAGUCGUGAUCAAUCUUACCAGUCCUCCUAUUCAUCGCUGAGAGGAUGGGCAGGUGACGACAUACCCAUGUCUCCGCUGUCGCUUCCUUGCAUGGGGGGGCCUCCAUUCGUGUAUGACGCUGAACCUGCCAGUAUCAUGAAAGACGCGUUCGCCGCAGCUUCGAGCGCGAUCUACGGAGACUGGGACAACGGAGUCGACUUCACGCUUUCCGGUCGAAACUAUCAGAAUCCGUUCAGCUGGGACAGACCCAUCGACGUGAAGGGUCUGGGGCAGUACGCUCAGGGCCCCAGAAUCUGA